AAGCCUGCGAAUCCAAACAGUCUUACUCUCGAAGCUUGGUCUUCUGGCUACUUGGGUGGCGCUCUGGUUAUCAUGGCAUGCAUUACCGUCGCAAACAUGCGCAAAGGUGUACUAUUGCACAAGCUUGUUCUUCUCGAGCUUUUCCUAGCUAUAUGGCGCAGCUUCUGGCUAUUCUUACCCCCGCCCACCUACUCCUGGUGGCUCUCCGUGAGCGGUAUGCUUCUUGACGCAUCCUGGUCACUCCACAACGUGAUUGCCUGGAUGAAGGUCACGCCAUUUCUCCCAAAGCGUGGCAGCCAGCUCUUCAUUGGGACCCUGAUCCUUGCGCAGCCAUUUUGGGUCCUAGAGGUGUACGCUAACUUCGCGUACUUCCACGGAGGAAGCGUUCUCUUCCUCAAGACCCGGCCGUGGGAGGCUUUAUGUCGAGAUCCAUGGUGGCUCUUCGCCGCUGGGGUGCUCUUCUGGAAGAUCAAGACGCAAUAUGAGAUGAGCUUCAAGGAGAUCGUCGGCAUCUCCCCUCGAUUUGGGAUCAUGAUGCUCGCUGCGUUUCUAAGUGUCGUGUUCUUCGUCCUCGACAUCGUGUCCGCAACGAACAAGUUGAAUCUGGGGCUGCCCAGUGGUAUCAAUCCGUUCUGGAAGGUUUCAUCGGUGUUUAAAUGCUUGAUGGACUGCGUUAUACUGGACGACUUUAGGACCGCGAUGGAGCGGUUGCGCGCAUACAAAAUUAGCCACAUUGGGAGCUUUUCACAGGAU
Messenger RNA from Paraphaeosphaeria sporulosa, 753 nucleotides. RefSeq lists its product as uncharacterized. The transcript has 3 exons. The record is from RefSeq and is a predicted model, not a curated record. NCBI's taxonomy places the organism in Eukaryota, Fungi, Ascomycota, Dothideomycetes, Pleosporales, Didymosphaeriaceae. The annotation marks the transcript as partial.